This is a messenger RNA of Letharia columbiana, 201 nucleotides long. RefSeq lists its product as uncharacterized. The record is from RefSeq and is a predicted model, not a curated record. Lineage: Eukaryota; Fungi; Ascomycota; Lecanoromycetes; Lecanorales; Parmeliaceae. The transcript has a single exon. The coding region runs from base 1 to 201 and encodes 66 amino acids.
AUGUUGAAGGCAGACUUUGAGAAGAGAGUCAAGGCGGACAAUGAGCGGCGUAGGAAGCUAGCGGAAGAACAGCGUUCACAGGAAGAUUGGCAGUCAGGGCUCAAGAACGCUGCAGUCGCUAUGGGGAUGAUCAGCUUAGCCGGCUUCGCCGCCUAUAAGUACCUCAAUGGAACAACCAUGAAAUAUUUGGUUUCAGGUUGA